AUGAGUUUGCACACGAAUGAGACAUGUAUCAUCACUGGCGACUCGUCGGUCAUGACCGGCGAAUUGGAGAACACAAAUUGUGCCUACUAUCCGAAUUACAAUGUCGGUUGCGGCGUCUCCGAUCCUCGAACAACGAGCUUCGGUAAAGGCUUUAAUCAGGCAGGUGGAGGUGUCUAUGCCAUGCAGUGGACGAGCGAGUCGAUCUUGAUUUGGUAUUGGCCUCGUGCCGAAGUGCCGGAGGACGUCGACAAUAAGAAGCCUGAUCCGGGCAGCUGGGGUCUUCCAGCUGCACAGCUUGGUGUUGGCAAUUGCAAGAUCGAUGAACACUUCCAGAGUCAUAAGAUCAUCUUCGACACGACAUUUUGUGGUGAAUAUGCUGGCAGUCCAUUCGUCUGGAAGACCGACGAUGGGAAAUCAUGUGCUGGCUCUACUGGACUAGCAACAUGCGACAGUUAUGUUGCCAACUUUCCCGAAGCUUUUGAGGACGCAUACUGGAGUGUCAACUACGUUCGUGUUUAUCAGCUUGAUGACCCCGAGAGUGAUACAGAAUACAGGACCUACAUUGCAAGUGAGCAGGCUCCUAGUACCGCAACACAGGCAGUGGCGGAUCCAGUUUCCACACCAAACCUAGCCGUUGAUGAACUCUGCCCGACAUACAAUUUCUCCGUCAUUACUGAUGGGAAGUACAAGUACGAAGUUGCCUGUGACUUUGACCCACCUGGCCCAGAUAUUGUAGGACAACCAUAUCCUGGCUUCAAGGUCGACUCUUUGGCCGAUUGUGUCGCUGGCUGCACAUACAUGAACGAGAACAACGGAACAAACAAAUGUGGUGGUGUCGCGCAUUCUUCCAAAGACAAUUUCUGCUACUUCAAGAAGUUUAUCCAAGGGACGCCGCAGUAUCGCAAGGGGUUCAACCAAGUUCGUCUGAUCUAUUACGGAUAUCCUCAGAUCACCGAUGACCCACGAUCUACGGCAGAUUCGACACUCACGUCCAUUUUCAUUGAGACGAUACCAACACCACAAACGUACCGACCGUUAACGAUCACCACUAGACCUAGUGUGACUACUACAUCCAGCGUAUCUGAGACUGCGACUUCCCGUGAAAUUACCACGCUCCCACCUGCAAUGGGUGGUAAUUCCACAUCAACGUCGUCAGAGGUACCUCCAGACUAUUCUGAAACAGCUACUCUCACUGGCAACGCCACAAGCACGGCAACCUCCCUUCCAUCGUCCGUCACCUCUACUGAUCCUCAAGUGACGAACUCAGAGUUCUAUAUCGUGUUCAAUGUCGAUACAGCGGCUAAGCGUCUCACCAAGCGAGCUAUCCAAUUUCUUGCAUUCGAUGAGAAUGGCUACAGCAAGCUCGUCACGACUGAGAGCGAAGCGACUAAGUUCUGGCUGACCAGCGACGGUUCUUUGAUGGCAGGAGACCUGUAUGUUGGUGUCAACACCGGCCAAGGUCGCUUACAGCUGUCAGACGAUGCGCCUGCAGAACCAUUCAUAGUUACCGUGAGCGAAGAAGGAGAUGUAUCUGUUCCGGAUGCACCAGUUUUCUGCCUUACUGAGAGUGGCGCACUUGCUAUAGGCACAGAUGAAGAUGAAGUACCGGUGAAUUGUACGCGAGUCGAGCCAGAACUGCUUGGAUCACCUGACAGCUCAACGAGUACAAGCACUAGCAGUACUACCACGAUUAGAACCGGAGGCCUUUCCACGAGCACGACUUCGGGAUCUUCGAGCUUUCAGAGCGACAGUACUCGCAGUACACCUACUGCAUCCACAUCCCCCUCUAGUGCUUCUUCCAAUCCAGGAACCGCAUCAGGUACAACCUCCAGCUCGUCAACCGGUACCUCGACUACCGCUCCUACAGCAUCUACCAUCAACGACUUCGUCUAUGCCGGUUGCUUCGGCAUCCCAACGGACAUCUCGCCCGCGUCUUUGCCUGGCCUCUCUCUGCCACUCACUUCAGACACAAUGACAAAUGAGAAGUGCACCGCAGCAUGCAAGAACAUCACCAACGCCUACUUCGCUGCUACCCACGACGAGCAGUGCUUCUGCAGCACAUCCAUGGACCUCUACGAUAUCCUUCUCGACUACCCAGAUGCAAGCUGUAACAUCCGUUGUCCAGGUGCGAACCGUCAGUUCUGUGGUGGUACAGUUCAGUUUGAAGGUGGUCUUGAGGGCACCUCUGGGGCGAUUCCGAAAAGACAAAAUACAAACUUGAUCUUGGUCAGUUUGUACAACAAUACACUGCUGAUUGAUUCGCCAGGCGAGGAUGAUGUUCCUACCACGACUGAUAGUGCGACCACAACACGCUCAGGUAUAGGUGGAGGCACCGUCACCGAUACAGAGACGGAUACCAUAACAGUAACCGCGACAUCAACGUCCACAUCUUCGUCACGGAUCACUACAACCUCAGGUCCGCUGUACUUCGACCCAGAAGACGUAAUCUACAACGUCACAGGCACGAACACGGUAACAGUAAUCAGCACAGACUAUGUUGAUCUCUGCCCAACCUGCGCCGCUGGCCUCACUACCCGUUCAACGACGAUCACAGUGCCAGAUUGCGGAUGUACAGCGAGCUACGACAAGCACCUGCAGAAGACUGUGCCUGUUGCGAAGCCAACGGUGCCGAUGAUGACGACGGUCAAACAUUGUAAGGUAUGUGCUGAAACUGGCGGUAAGAGUGUAGUGACUUUGACUGUGCCGCAUACGAGCUCGAUCAAGGCGCUGGCUGCGAUGGUUACGCAGAUGGCUAUGCACUCGGCUGUUCCGGCUGGAGGUUCAACUAUGCCUGUCGCUGGAGGUGGACCCGGAAGUGCAGUCCACGCUGGUCACACUAUGGCACCUGCCAAUGGUGUUGCUCCUGUUAGUGGUCCAGCUGCCAUGAACAAUGCCUCGCCUGCCAGCGGCGCCGCUCCUGCGAACGCCAUGAACGCCGCAGCUCUAGUCAAUGGCGCAUCGAAACCAGCUUCCGGUUCUGCUCCAGCUGCCGCUCCCAUUGCCGCUCCCAUUGCCGCUCCAGGUGCAGUAUCAGGAGCAUCAGCAGCAGCGCCAAUGCAAAACCUAGGCACCACGACCACACCCACAGCCGGCCCCGUCGCACCAAUAGGUAUGCGCCCUGAAGCCAGCAACAACAACGUCGCCGCCGCCGCCGCUGCCAACAACCCUCCUGCAGCUGCCGCGCCAGCCUCCCCACCCUCAGUCCCCAAUGCCUCCGCCGCCACACACGGCAACCUCACCGCUCCGAAAGUACCUUCAGUCAUUGCGAACGGCACGAUACCUUCACCCAUCGCUUCCUUUACCUCCUCAGCCUCCAGAUUGAUUCGUAUUGGAGCUGGAGUAGACUCCCUUCUUUGGUGGUCUGGGAGUCGUUACGCGCUUAGCAUUGCGGUUGGAGUGGUUGUGACGGUAGUGGUUGGUGCGUGGUGA
Messenger RNA from Lithohypha guttulata, 3429 nucleotides. RefSeq lists its product as uncharacterized. The record is from RefSeq and is a predicted model, not a curated record. NCBI's taxonomy places the organism in Eukaryota, Fungi, Ascomycota, Eurotiomycetes, Chaetothyriales, Trichomeriaceae. The transcript has 3 exons. The coding region runs from base 1 to 3429 and encodes 1142 amino acids.